Melitaea cinxia (Glanville fritillary) is the source of this 565-nucleotide messenger RNA. Its product is annotated as oxidoreductase-like domain-containing protein 1. NCBI's taxonomy places the organism in Eukaryota, Metazoa, Arthropoda, Insecta, Lepidoptera, Nymphalidae. Gene Ontology annotation, cellular component: mitochondrion. The record is from RefSeq and is a predicted model, not a curated record. The transcript is spliced from 3 exons. The coding region runs from base 142 to 468 and encodes 108 amino acids.
ACUCUUGAUUAAAGAAUGAUUUUAUUAUUUUGCUAUUACUUUUGCAAUUGUUAUAAUAAGAAAUAAACAAAUAUGUGUUGUAAGUUGUAUCUUACAAGGCCAAAGUCACACAGAAUGAUUGGCAAUCUAUAAUGCAAAAUAAUGUUUAAAUUAAGACUACUACCAUUGAGACCUCAAAGGCUUAGAUAUUUUCAAAAGACUUUCUAUUGUGAUAAUCCAAAUGCCGCAGAAGAGGAAAAAGAAAAAGAGAUUGAAAAAAUAAAACAAAAUGCGUCCAUUGAUGAGCCUCCAACAGCGUGUUGUCGCUCUGGAUGUGCUAACUGUGUCUUCAUUGUGUGGGCGGAAGCAUUAACUUCAAAGUUAGAACAUGCUGGACCAGAAAUUAUAGAUAAAAUAUUGAAGACUGUAGAUGAUCCUUCGAUGCGAGCCUUUUUAGAAAUGGAGUUAAGGAUGCGAUUAAAGAAAUAGUGUGUUUUUAUUGCAAUGUAUGAAAUAUAGUUUAUGUAUAUAUAGUCUUAGGACAAAAAAUAUAUAAAUAAUACAAAUUUUUGUUAAUAAGUAAAAA